Messenger RNA from Cryphonectria parasitica EP155, 492 nucleotides. RefSeq lists its product as uncharacterized. NCBI's taxonomy places the organism in Eukaryota, Fungi, Ascomycota, Sordariomycetes, Diaporthales, Cryphonectriaceae. The record is from RefSeq and is a predicted model, not a curated record. The transcript has 2 exons. Gene Ontology annotation, biological process: endoplasmic reticulum to Golgi vesicle-mediated transport. Gene Ontology annotation, cellular component: TRAPP complex; cytoplasm; nucleus. Bases 1 to 492 code for a protein of 163 amino acids.
AUGUCAUACUAUUUCGCCAUCAUCGGCACCCAAGACAACCCGCUGUUCGAGCACGAGUUCGGCACGUCCAAGCAGGGCGGCGACGGCCUGUCGCGCUUCAGCGACCAGGCGCGGCACCUGAACCAGUUCAUCCUGCACAGCACGCUGGACGUCGUGGAGGAGGUUCAGUGGAACAAUGGGCAGAUGUACCUCAAGGUAGUAGACAAGUUCUUCAACAACUACACCUCCUGCUUCAUAACCGGCGCCAACGUCAAGUUCCUCCUCCUCCACCAGCCCACCGGCUCAGGCACGGGCUCCGGCGUCCGCUCGUCCACCUCCAUCGCCGCCAACCCCACCAGCGCCGCCACCGAGGAGGCCAUCAAGAACUUCUUCACCGAGGUCUACGAGAACUGGGUCAAGGCCGUCAUGAGCCCCUUCUACAAGGUCAAUAUGGAGGUCAAGAGUCCUAUCUUUAGGCAGAGGGUCGUGGCCGCGGGCAAGAAGUAUCUAUAG